CAUUGGUCUCCGGGUCGUUGCUGUAAUUGUAAAGGCAUGCACGCUACGUACACUAAACUAGAUCCAUCUCUUUUCGUUUGUUAAGUUAGCGAUUUCAAGUUAUUUUAGAGUUCAACGAACUGAAGGGCAGCUGUAACAAAGCUUUUAAAGGGAUUAUGUCCCCGGUCGUCGCGGCUCUCCGAUCAUGGCCGGAGCACGAUACACCUCCAGUCCCCCAGGCGGCGCUAAAGAGACGCACCUCAACGCCGCCAUGUAUCCGUGUUGUUCGCUCCGAAACCUCUCCGCAAUGCAAAAGUUACUAUCUUGCACGGGUUCCGAUCACCUGUGAUUAGUUUGCUUUUAUGAGGCUUUGAAUUAGACUCCAGAUAUCAGGCAGUCAUUGGCGCUUGGCGAUGAAAGUAAACGCAGAGAGAUGGUGAAAGUUGGUGAGCGCAGUGAUGACAGCGUAUUGUAGCGCAAUAUAUCAAGAAGGACCUGUUCAGCCUGAGGGGCCAGACGCCCAGAUUCUCUCAGGCAGGUACAAUGACGGUCUGAGUGUGGGAGAUGGCUCACUUCCUGGCAGAGCUCUGCCACACGGACAGUCUUGACCCCCUGCCGGUGUGGCAGAAUGGCACCAUCAGCCCCUGCUUCAGCCAGCUGUUUCUCGGUGCCCUGGCACACUCUGUCCUUGCUCUCUCCAGCGCCUGUUACCUGAGCACCCCCAGCUGUGCGCCAGCCGGGGGCCCCCCGGCCUGGGGGUGGCUUUGCCGGGCCGCGGCGGCGGCGCUGCUGGCCCUGCUGUUCACCGCAGACCUCGCGGUGUCCCCCCUCCUGCGGCAGCCCGCCCUCUACCUGGACGUGCUGGCCGAUGGCGCUGCCGUCCUGGCAUGGCUCGUCCACUGCGGGGCGCUGGCGGCCCUGCGCAGAUCCGCCUACGGAAGGGGCAGGGGCCCGCCGGAGCUGCUCGUCUCCGCCCUGCUGCCGGGCGCCGCCCUGGUGGUCAGUCUGGUGUCUUACCUGCGGGACCCCGGCUACCUGGACCCGGGGCGGCCCCUCCGGCUCCUGCGCCUGGCCGCGGCGUCUGCCCGGCUCCUCCUGCUGUGUCUCUACCUGCUGGCUUGGGCCGCCCCCGGCCCCGGGGCCCGGGCGUCCCUGUCCGUCAACGACUCGGAGCGCGCCCCCCUGCUGGCCGCUCCCGGGCCCGGGGAGAUCGUGGGCGAGGACGGCAGCGGCUGCAUCUCCAGGCUCUUUUACUUCUGGCUGAACCCCCUGAUGCAGCGCGGCCGGCGCAGGGAGCUGGAGAGCUACUCCGACCUCUACCUCCUGCCCCGCGGGCUGCGCACCUCAGCCGUGCGGGAGCACUUCGAGCGUUGCUGGGAGGAGUGCAGGCCGGCGGCUCAGGCAGCAGGGCCGCGGGAGCUGGGGAGGAGCGCUCAGAAGGGCGCGGCGGGCUGGCCAGAGCCGCCGGAGGCUCCCGGCGGGGAGGGAGGUCCGCUUUCUCCUCCGACACCCGAGGUCAGGCUCCUGCGGGUGCUGCACGCGGCCUUCGGGACCAGGUACUACCUGCUGGGGGCGCUGAAGCUGGCGGGGAACAUGCUUGGGUUUGCCGGGCCGCUGCUGUUGAACAGCCUGGUGAGCUUCAUGGAGGCGGGCGCGGCGCCCCUGAGCCGAGGGGUGUGGUGCGCCCUGGGGCUCUUCGCCAGCACCUUCCUCGCCGCAGUCCUCCGCAACGUCUUCACCUUCGAGGUGUCCAAGAUCUCCCUGGCGGCCCGCUCUGCCAUCAUCUCCGCCAUCUACCGCAAGGCCCUGUGCGUCAGCGGCACCACCCUGGCCCGCUUCACCCUGGGCGAGGUGGUCAACUUCAUGAGCACCGACACCGACCGCCUGGUCAACUUCUUCGGCAGCUUCCACGAGGUGUGGAGCCUGCCCGUCCAGUUCGCCAUCACGCUCUACCUGCUGGACCAGCAGGUGGGCGUGGCCUUCCUGGGGGGGCUGGCCCUGGCGCUGCUGCUGGUGCCCCUCAACAAGGUGAUCGCCAGCCGCAUCAUGGAGAACAACAAGAGCAUGCUGAAGCACAAGGACAGCCGCGUCAAGCUGAUGACUGAGGUCCUGUCUGGGAUGCGGGUGAUAAAGUUCUACACUUGGGAGAAGCACUUUGCGGAGAAGAUCGCUGGCUGCAGAAAGCAGGAGCUGGCACACCUCAAGACCAUCAAAUACCUGGAUGCUGUGUGCGUCUACACCUGGGCAGCGCUGCCUGUUGUCAUCUCCAUUAUCACCUUCAUCACAUAUGUGCUGCUGGGCCAUGAGCUCACUGCUGCCAAGGUGUUUACUGCUCUGGCGUUAGUGGGGAUGCUCAUCAUGCCCCUCAACAACUUCCCCUGGGUCCUGAACGGGACCAUAGAGGCCAAGGUGUCUCUGGACCGAAUCCAGCGUUUCCUGGAGCUGUCAGACCAGGAUCUGGACGCCUACUACAGCUCAGAGGUCCCGGAGGACCCCCAGACCGCCAUCCAGCUGAAGCACGGAGCCUUCUCCUGGCAGGGCCCGGCCAGCAGGGACCCCCCAGCAGGGGGCAGCCUGCAGCUGCACAGCCUGGACCUCACCGUCAGACAGGGGGCGCUGGUUGCCGUGGUGGGGAAAGUGGGCUGUGGGAAGAGUUCUCUGCUGGCAGCCAUCACUGGAGAACUAAACAGGUGUGGGGGGCUGCUGUACGUGCAGGGCAGAGAGCUCGGCUUUGGCCUGGCCGCGCAGGAGCCCUGGAUCCAGCACGCCAGCGUCCGGGACAACAUCCUCUUCGGCAAGGAGCACAGCGCCAGGCUGUACCGGGCCGUGCUGGAGGCCUGCGCGCUGCCCGAUGACCUCAGCAUUUUGCCAUCAGGGGACCUGACUGAGGUCGGAGAAAAUGGGGUGACUCUCAGCGGGGGACAGAAAGCCCGUCUUGCCUUAGCCAGAGCCGUUUACAUGGAAAAAGACAUUUAUCUUCUUGACGACCCCUUGGCUGCUGUUGAUGCUGAUGUGGCCAGUCACCUUCUGGAGAAAUGCAUUCUGGGAAUCCUCAAGCACAAGACCAGAAUCCUUUGCACGCACCGCACUGAGUUUCUCGACAAGGCCGAUGUCGUCGUCUUGAUGGAUGAGGGGAAGAUUGUGAAAACUGGAACCCCUGAGGAAAUUCUUCCUCUGGUGGAAGCAGUUCCCAAAACCAGGAAGAAUGAUGAUAAUAGGAAGGAAAAAGACGGUGCCGGGGACGAGCAGCGCGGCCUGCAGCCCGCGGACCAGGCGCCCGUGGAGGCCAGCCUGCUCGGCGAGGAGCAGAAGCAGUCGGGCGUGGUGUCGCUGCGCGUCUACCGGGCCUACUGGCUGGCCGUGGGCAGCUGCCUGGCGCUGUCCAUCCUCCUCUCGCUGCUGCUGAUGCAAGCGUCGAAGAACGUCUCCGAGUGGUGGCUGUCCAACUGGGUGUCUCACCUGAAGAAGACGGACAACGUGUCCCUCGCAGAGGGUGACCCCUCUCUGCUUCACCUCUCACCCCGCUUGCUGCUCUUCUCUCUGGGAGGACUUCUGUCACCUGUCCCUCUGAUGGGCUCCGCUCCCAGUCCCAACAGCUCCUCGGACCUGAAGUAUUACCUGACUGUGUACGGCUCCAUCGCUGCUGGCAACUCGGUGUUCACCGCCAUCAGGGCCUUCCUGUUUGCCUACGGGGCCGUCCGCGCAGCCACGGCCGUGCACGACAGGCUGCUGGACCGCGUGCUGAAGGCCACAGUGACCUUCUUUGACACCACUCCGCUGGGCCGCAUUGUGAACCGCUUCUCCUCUGACCUGUACAGCGUGGACGACACGCUGCCUUUCAUCCUCAACAUCUUGCUGGCCAACGCGUUCGGGCUGCUGGGCAUGCUGGUGGUCAUGAGCUACGGCCUGCCCUGGAUCCUGCUGGUGCUGCUGCCCCUGGCUGGGCUCUACUACCUCAUCCAGCGCUACUACCGCCACUCCUCCCGCGAGCUCAAGCGCCUCUACAGCCUCACGCUCUCCCCCAUCUACACGCACUUCUCCGAGACCCUGACCGGCCUCAGCACCAUCCGCGCCAGCCGAGCGGCCCCCAGGUUCGAGAAGGAGAAUGAAAGCCGCCUGGAGAGGAACCAGCGCUGUCUGUUUGCCAGCAACGCGGCCAUGCAGUGGCUGGACAUCCGGCUGCAGAUGAUUGGAGUUGCCGUGGUGACCGGCAUUGCAGUCAUUGCAGUGAUCCAGCACCAGAAAAAAUCCGUUGAUCCAGGCCUGGUGGGGCUGUCCCUGUCCUACGCCCUCUCCAUCACCAGCCUGCUGUCCGGACUGAUCUUCAGCUUCACGCAGACGGAGACUCAGAUGGUGAGCGUGGAGCGGACCGAGGAGUACUCCACCGACACUCCCAUAGAGCCGCAGGGGGGCUGUGUUGAGGUUCCCCCCAGCUGGCCCCACAGGGGGCAGAUCGAGUUCCAGGAGGCGGUGCUGGCGUACCGGGCGGGGCUGCCCAACGCCCUGGACGGGGUGAGCGUGGUGAUCCGGCCCGGAGAGAAGGUGGGGAUCGUGGGGCGGACCGGCUCGGGGAAGUCCACCAUGUUCCUGGCGCUGUUCCGCAUGGUGGAGCUGAGCGGCGGGCAGAUCCUCGUCGACGGCGUGGACACCCGGCUGCUGGGCCUGACCGAUCUCCGGUCCCAGCUGGCCGUCAUCCCCCAGGACCCCUUCCUGUUCAGCGGGACGGUGCGGGAGAACCUGGACCCCCGCGGCCGCCAGCCCGACGCCGCCCUGCUGGAGGUGCUGGAGGAGUGCCACUUGACGGAGGCCGUCGCCAGGAUGGGGGGUCUGGCUGCGGAGGUGGGAGAGAAAGGGAAGAGCCUGUCUCUGGGGCAGCGCCAGCUGCUGUGCCUGGCACGGGCUCUGCUGACGCAAGCCAAGAUACUGUGUAUUGACGAAGCUACAGCCAGCGUUGAUCAGAAAACUGACCGACUCCUGCAGCAGACAAUCCGGGAGAAAUUCAGAGAGAAAACAGUCCUCACGAUUGCUCACAGAAUCAACACAAUCAUGGAUUCUGACAAGGUUCUCGUGAUGCAUGCUGGGAAGGUGGCGGAGUUUGAGUCUCCCAGCAUCCUGUGCCAGCGGGAGGACUCUAUUUUCUACAGGCUGGUGCACGGCCACACCGACUGACAGCACCCAGCACAGGGCUGGGCUCAGGGGAGACUGCCCACUGACCACGACGAGCAAGCUGCUGUUGAAAAACUUGUCUCCUGUCUGAGAGCUGGAAUACUGCAGGCAGGAGCCCUUCCUGUCUGGGUCAACCCACUCGUUUUAGCUGAGGAGCUGGAACUUUUCAAUACUGUCUCGUAUGUGACUUGUAUGUUAUGGGGUUUUUAAUUAAACAUGUCUUGAGUCUGAAUUUUGAAAAUUCAGCGAAGUGUAUAGUAAUUAUACGGUGUUGCAUUGCAACACUAAGGUGUUACUGCACAUUCAAAAGAACUUUCAAUUGUUUUAUGUCUGUUAAAUAUCAUACAUAAGCAAUAAUGGUUGUGGGCCGAGGACUUUGAUAUUUGAAUUUGUUUUCUUCUCUGCUGAAGUAGAGAAAGAAAUAAAUUAGCUUUAAGAAGCGUUCCUCAGUCA
This is a messenger RNA of Lepisosteus oculatus (spotted gar), 5598 nucleotides long. RefSeq names its product ATP-binding cassette, sub-family C (CFTR/MRP), member 10 (gene abcc10). Gene Ontology annotation, molecular function: ATP binding; ATP hydrolysis activity; ABC-type transporter activity. Gene Ontology annotation, biological process: transmembrane transport. NCBI's taxonomy places the organism in Eukaryota, Metazoa, Chordata, Actinopteri, Semionotiformes, Lepisosteidae. Gene Ontology annotation, cellular component: membrane. The record is from RefSeq and is a predicted model, not a curated record.